Molecule: messenger RNA, 1585 nt
Organism: Anopheles cruzii
Lineage: Eukaryota; Metazoa; Arthropoda; Insecta; Diptera; Culicidae
Gene: rtet
Product: major facilitator superfamily domain-containing protein 10
Exons: 4
Coding region: 5-1441 (478 amino acids)
Biological process (GO): transmembrane transport
Cellular component (GO): brush border membrane
Molecular function (GO): transmembrane transporter activity
Source: RefSeq, a predicted model, not a curated record
CACGAUGACCUACAACUUGGAUGAGCUCAAGAAGCGCACGGUCGUCUCGAGUACUUCGCACAACAUUUCAAGCAAUCUCAAACAAACCGCCAAACAUGAGAAAGCGCCGGAUACGUCGAAGUCGUCGAUCAGCGAGAUCACGCGCACCCAUCCGACGGCGUACGUAAUAUUCGCCUCGUUGCUGCUCGAUCUGCUGGCGUUCACCAUGAUCCUUCCAUUGUUGCCGUCGCUUCUCGAGUACUACCGGAAAAAUGAUAAUCAGUUGUACGUGUACCUGGCGGCCAGCAUUAAGCAGUUCCAGGUGUGGAUUGGUGCUCCGGAACGGUACACCAGCGUGCUAUUUGGCGGGGCCCUCGGAUCGAUGUUUAGCUUUCUGCAGUUUGUAAGCAGCCCGAUCGUGGGCGCUCUCUCGGAUUACUACGGCCGCAAGCCGCUGAUGGUGCUGUGUGCGACAGGAAUUGCGGCAUCGUACGGACUGUGGGCAUACUCGGAAUCUUUCCUGCUGUUUGUGAUCGCCCGGUUUGUCGGUGGCAUCAGCAAGGGCAACGUGUCGCUCUGUAUGGCCGUAAUUACGGACGUGUCGAACCAGCAGAACCGUGGCAAGGCGAUGGCACUGGUUGGGAUAGCGUUUUCGCUCGGCUUCAUCGCGGGCCCUAUGAUCGGGGCCAUGUUUGCGCGGUUCUCGGACAAGACGGGCACGCUGUGGUUUUUCGCGCCCGCCAUGUUCGCCAUGCUGCUGGCGGUGGCCGACAUUCUGUUUUUGGUGCUGUGCCUGAAGGAAACGCUACCGAAGGAGAAGCGAUCGCGACAGAUCAUCAACUCGCUGUCGCACGCACUCGAUCAUAUCAGUAUUCGAGCGCUGUUCCGAUUUUCCGCGGUGGAAAACCUGCCGCAGAAGGACGUGCGCUCGUUGCGUCGGUUAGGCGUGACGUACUUUUUGUAUCUCUUCCUGUACUCCGGACUGGAGUUUACGGUCACGUUUUUAAUGUACCACAAGUUCGGCUACACCUCGAUCGAUCAGGCCAAGAUGUUUCUCACCACAGGUGUCCUCAUGGCCAUACUGCAGGGAUCGGUCGUUCGUCGGCUACCGGACCGGCUGGUGCAGACGUCAGCAGUAUUCGGGUUAUAUUUAAUCAUUCCUGCCUUCAUCAUCGUCGGUUUGGCCGAGUCAUCUCCGGUGCUCUAUUUGGGCAUGGUUCUGUUCGCAAUCUCGACUGCCUUCGUGGUUACCUGUAUGACGACAAUCACGUCCAAGUACGGCAAUUUCCACCAGAAGGGCACCGUGCUGGGAGUGUUCCGGUCGCUGGGAGCACUGGCACGGGCCGUCGGCCCGAUCGUCGCUUCCGUGGCGUUCUGGAGCGUCGGGGCACGGAUCACGUACAUUGUUGGCGGAGUACUGCUGCUGUGGCCGGCUCUCAUGAUGCAGUACUUAAAGAUAUAAUCCUUCCAUUCCACCUUGCUAUUGCCGUUCUUCAUUCUUUAUAGUAUUUUUUGAACCACUUAUACCUAGAUAUUUAUGUGAAACGUUUACAAGUUGAUAUUGAGCAUCGUAAGUUUUCUAUUAAAGAUGUUUCUUUUCCAAGAU